AGUAGGUUUGUUUAAUCAUUUAUGAUGCUCGAAUGCUUUUUUCCGACGUUAUGUCUUCUUCAAAUUCUUACAGCGCAGAGAGAAGAACCAACUAGUGCAAUUAUGCAAAAUAGGAUGACUGAUGAACCCCCUGUAAAAGAAAACGGCCAAUUCUUUCACCUUAAUGGGUCCUCUUACCGUAAUUGAGCUUGUGCCCUUAUUUUGGCCCUCUGCGCGUGCGUGAUGCAAAGUAGAGGUUGCGCAAUGCAAUGUUUAACAAUGGCACUCAGGCGUGUGAGCGAGCCUCGCCAAAAUCUUUCAACCCUGACCGGUUUUACUUUGUACGUGAGCGCUAAGUAUUCACAAGUUCUCUCUUUCUCUAAAAUAAAAGUUUUUUUUUUCUGCGAGAGAUGAACACAGAAAGUGCAGAAGAAGUUAAAGAAAGUGUGAAGGCCUACUAUGGUAAAACGCUUAAGUCUUCCGAUGAUCUUCAAUCGAACGCCUGUAAACUAGGUGAAAAACAAAUGUCCAACGCCGUUGAGAGCGCCUUGAAACUUGUCCACAAGGAGGUAUCGAGCAAGUUUUAUGGGUGUGGCUUAGUGGCCCCAGAAGCAAUUGAUGGCUUGCAUAUCCUGGAUCUUGGAAGUGGGUCGGGACAAGAUUGUUUUGUACUCAGCAAGCUGGUUGGUGAACAUGGCCAUGUUACUGGGGUGGACAUGACCAAAGAACAGGUGGACAUUGCCAACAAGUAUGUAGAAUAUCAUGCAGAGCAAUUUGGAUAUUCUAAGCCGAACACUGAUUUCAAACUUGGUGAGAUGGAGCGACUAUUUGAUGUAGGAAUACAGGACAGGACUAUAGACAUAAUAAUUUCAAACUGUGUUGUGAACUUGACUGCUGACAAGAGAGUUGUUCUUAAAGAAGCUUAUAGAGUACUUAAGGAUGGAGGCGAGGUAUACUUCAGUGAUGUUUACACCGAUACAAAACUACCCGAGGAAGUCAGAAAAGACGAAGUGCUUUGGGGCGAAGGUAUUGGAGGAGCUCUUCACUGGAAGGAGUUGAUUGAGCUAUGCAAGGAAGUUGGUUUCUCCAAGCCAUACUUAGUUACUGCCAGACCUUUUGUAGUUGAACCACAUCUCAGACAGCCCCUUGGCAAAGCACAGUUUGUGGCAGCUACAUAUCGCCUGUUCAAGGCCCCUAACAGAAGUGAGAAAGUCGCUUCUAGAGUGACGUACAAAGGAACUAUAGAAGACAACCCAAACGAACUCAAGUUGAGCGUUCAUAACACCUUUACGAGGAAAACCAAGGUUGUUUCUGCUGAUGUAGCAGGUGUCCUUAGUGCGUCCCGUUUCUCGAAGCAUUUCGAGUUCCAGCCGCUAGAGCCUGGAACCACAGCUCCUGUUGAUGACGUUUGCAUUGACGCGGAUCCUUUUGCCUAUUGUGCUUCAAACAAAGUGGCGCCAGGAGCAUGUUGCCCCAAACCAGUCAAAGUGGAAAAUUGAGCAGAGAAAUGGCUUGUCACCCGAAAUGUAGGAGGAGGGUUUACAGGGCUCCUUUCUAGGCCAACCGUAAACCUUUUGAGACAGAAAUGUAGUCUAGCUUGAACCUUAAUUGUUGUUACUAAGUCAGUUAUUUUGGAAUUCACAUCCACUGUUUAGCAAGUUGAGCUUUCUACUCCUGAGUGAGCUCUUACUUGAAGUGCUUGCAGAUUAUUGAGAAGCCAGUGGUUAUUUUUUGUUUUGUUUUAUUUAUUUUUUCUCUUUUCUUUUUUUUUUUUAAUAUUUUAAAGCAUUUGAUCACUUGCCUAAAGUAGUAGUGCCAUCGAUUGAUACACGACUAAUAGCCAGAAGCCAUGCAGAACAAUUAAUAAACACACUUCUGAGUGUUAAUUGCCCGUGAGUAAAAUUUUCGUUUGCUUA
Messenger RNA from Stylophora pistillata, 1895 nucleotides. Its product is annotated as arsenite methyltransferase. The record is from RefSeq and is a predicted model, not a curated record. NCBI's taxonomy places the organism in Eukaryota, Metazoa, Cnidaria, Anthozoa, Scleractinia, Pocilloporidae. Gene Ontology annotation, molecular function: methyltransferase activity.